AGCAUUUCAAUGCAGUAUCAUGUGACGCAGUGGAGGCUCGGAGCAUCAAGCCCUACCCUCCUCCUGCAGCAGCAGCCUCAUAUGAGUGAUGAAGAUGGUGCUGAGUGCAAACAUGCAAGGCAUCUUUUUCUUAUUAACUUUGCUGGCGCCUUGCAAUGGCAUAUUACCCGAGUUGGUGCAUCCAGGAGUUCAUCUCAUCCUGGGCGAUUCCGUGCAGGAGGAGCCUGCUGUGGUGCAAGGAGAGCAACUGGAUGAGCAGCUAAGGCCUGAACAUAAAGAGUCGACCAUUGCUACAACAAUUGCGCAGUCAACCGAGGUGAACAAUCACAUUGAUACUGGCUGUGACACCACGAAAGAUUGUGGGAAAGAGAGAUACUGUCUGCACGACAAGAACAAUUCAAAAUGUCAACUUUGCAAAGGCAUCGAUGUGUCCUGCACCAAGGAUGAAGAGUGCUGCGGUGUGCACUUGUGCAUUUGGGGGCAGUGCAGUUCAAAUUCCACCAAAGGGCAAGCUGGCAGCACGUGUCAGCAUCAGGCACAAUGUGGUCCGGACCUCUGCUGUGCCUUCCAUGCAGCCCUCCUCUUCCCAGUUUGCUCUCCUAAACCCAUUGACCGCGAGCGCUGCGUUCCUGCCUCCAACCACCUGACAGAGGAUGACUCACCCAGAAAACAUUGUCCUUGUGCUGGGGACCUCCAUUGCCAGCACCUAGGACGAGGAUCCAUGUGCCUUAAAGCGGUCGACUCGAGCGAAGAGGAUCUGACAGACAGCCUGUACUCGGCCAUAGAUUACGUCCUCUAAAAUGCUUCAUUCACAUAGCAAUGAUUGUUUUGCAAUCAACACAGAGCUACACCGCAUGAAAUGGAAAAAUACACAAAUUUGCUUACCAGUUGCUGAUACUCAACAGCUCAAUGACCUGUAGGCUAAAAGUCAUCAUUCUGCAGUCUUCAUCAUCCGGUCCAUGCACUUUGUAGCCUUGCUUGAACUAUGCACUGAAGCUUAAUACACUGGAAGAGCAAUAAAAUCGUACUGCACAAUA
Messenger RNA from Syngnathus acus (greater pipefish), 1037 nucleotides. It is a transcript of the gene dkk3a, whose product is annotated as dickkopf WNT signaling pathway inhibitor 3a. NCBI's taxonomy places the organism in Eukaryota, Metazoa, Chordata, Actinopteri, Syngnathiformes, Syngnathidae. Gene Ontology annotation, molecular function: receptor antagonist activity; co-receptor binding. Gene Ontology annotation, cellular component: extracellular region. Gene Ontology annotation, biological process: multicellular organism development; negative regulation of canonical Wnt signaling pathway. The record is from RefSeq and is a predicted model, not a curated record. The transcript is spliced from 6 exons. Bases 89 to 799 code for a protein of 236 amino acids.